AUGUCGACCACGGGCGAUCCUAUCCUCCAGGUGUCACAGGCGCAGCGCAAGGGCCGGUCAUACACCCCCAGCCCUUGGGGUGACUUUUUCCUCCAUCACGUCCCAUAUACUCCAUCACAACUCUUGUCACUGAAGCAAAGGGCGCAGAUAAAAGAGGAGGAGGUGAGGCAGAUCAUACUGGCCACCAUUGCCUCCUCCGACCUGGCUCGGAAGAUGGAGCUCGUCGACACGCUGCAAACGAUUGGGGUCGACUACCACUACAAGAAGGAGAUCGAUGAGUUACUUUGUUCUGUCUACGAUGACAAGGAUGAUAUAGGCUCUGAAGACCUCUAUAUCACCUCCUUGCGGUUCUAUUUGCUCAGGAAGCAAGGGCACACUGUCUCUUCAGAUGUGUUUCAGAAAUUUAGGGAUGAGCAAGGAAACAUUUCGAGCGAUGAUGUCACCUGCUUGCUGAUGCUGUACAAUGCUGCGCAUCUGAGAACUCACGGGGAGGAGAUACUUGACAGCAUCAUCACUUUCAACAAGAUCCGCCUCCAAUCUUUGAUGACGAAAAAACUGGAGCCAGAGCUGGCAGAGGAAGUGCAGUGCACAUUGGAGACACCUCGGUUCAGACGGGUCAAGAGAGUGGAGGCAAGGCGCUACAUCUCAGUAUAUGAGAAGAAGGCUACGCGAGAUGAGACCAUACUGGAGUUUGCAAAGAUGGACUACAACAUCUUGCAAGCUAUCUACUGCGAUGAGUUGAAAGAACUUACAAUAUGGUGGAAGGAUUUCCAAUUAGGGACGGACCUGAGAUUCACACGGGACAGAAUGGUGGAGCUGCAUUUUUGGAUGAUGGGAGUGGUUUAUGAGCCUUAUUACUCAUAUUCACGGAUAAUGCUGACUAAGUUCACCAUAUAUGCGACCAUGUUCGAUGACCUUUAUGACAACUAUGGAACCACAAAAGAGAGUAAUAUCUUCACCACAGCCAUGGAAAGGUGGGAUGAACAAAUCACAGAACAGCUCCCAGCACACUUGAAGGCACUCUUCAUCAACAUACUUAACAGUACAAAUAAGAUGGAGGAAGAGUUAAAAUUUCAGAAAAACAAGCAUGCUGAAUUGAUCAAAGAACUGGUUAUCCACACUGCCAAAUCCUACCAUGCUGAGGUGAAAUGGCGCGAUGAACACUACAUACCAACUAAUGUUGAAGAGCACCUCCAAAUUUCCAUGAGUAGCAGUGUAUGCAUGCAGAUUACAAACCUUGUGCUCAUUUCACUGGGAGAUGUGACUACUAGAGAGGAUGUCAAUUGGGCUUUCACCUUUCCAAAAAUUAUCAGGGGUGCUUGUAUCGUGGGGCGCGUCGGCAAUGACAUCGUGUCGCAUGAGCGGGAACAAGCUUCAGAGCAUGUGGUGUCCACGGUGCAGACUUGCAUGAACCAAUAUGGGGUGACAAUGGAGGAAGCCAACGAAAAGCUUAGAGUUAUAAUCGAACAAGCAUGGAUGGACAUCAUCGAGGAAUGCCUGGAGCGGAAACGUCCCAUGACACUUUUGGAGAUACCAGUCGACCUUGCACGAACAAUGGAUUUCGUGUACAAGCGCGACGAUGCAUUCACCCUAUCGUUCAGCCUCAAGGACGUUAUAGCUUCAAUGUAUGUGAACUCCGUGUGAGCUUAUUGAUCCAACAUCAGUAGAAGCUGAAGCGAACAGGCCCAAUUAAGAAGCACGAGGCUUU
Molecule: messenger RNA, 1708 nt
Organism: Setaria italica (foxtail millet)
Lineage: Eukaryota; Viridiplantae; Streptophyta; Magnoliopsida; Poales; Poaceae
Product: (E)-beta-farnesene synthase
Exons: 7
Coding region: 1-1644 (547 amino acids)
Biological process (GO): diterpenoid biosynthetic process
Molecular function (GO): terpene synthase activity; magnesium ion binding
Source: RefSeq, a predicted model, not a curated record